Closterium sp. Naga37s-1 is the source of this 420-nucleotide messenger RNA. NCBI's taxonomy places the organism in Eukaryota, Viridiplantae, Streptophyta, Zygnematophyceae, Desmidiales, Closteriaceae. The record is from the annotation of a GenBank genome assembly.
AUGCACCAGGCAGAGGUGCAGGACCCGCGGGUGCGGCUGAUAGUGGGCGACCAGGCGAAUGGGGCUUUCUUGGAGAAAGCGGUUGCUCAGAUAAGGAAUGAGGUGGGUCUGCUUGACUUCAUAGUGGACGAUGGUGGUCACACCAUGGAUCAGCAACAGACCUCCCUCAAACACCUCCUGCCUCUUGUCAAGCCCGGUGGAACCUACUUUAUUGAGAAUGUGGGGACGUCUUAUAAGGACGGCAUUUCUGAAGCAGACACUACUAUACACGUUAUGCAGUCUCUCUUAGAUGCGAUGAACAAGGAGUUUUUUCGAGAAGCAGCCAUAUUUCAAGAGCAUGGUGCAUGGGAAGUUUUAUGCAACCCCGGUGGAGAAAUUGGUGGGCUCUGUGCACUGCAUGAGGAACAUGUGUGCACUUAG